Molecule: messenger RNA, 1047 nt
Organism: Carya illinoinensis
Lineage: Eukaryota; Viridiplantae; Streptophyta; Magnoliopsida; Fagales; Juglandaceae
Exons: 1
Coding region: 1-1047 (348 amino acids)
Molecular function (GO): RNA-DNA hybrid ribonuclease activity; nucleic acid binding
Source: RefSeq, a predicted model, not a curated record
AUGGUUCAUUCACUGUCAAAAGUGCUUAUCAUAUGCAGAAAGAGGCUAUCAAAAUGCAUAGAGGGCAGUCAUCAAGAGGGACAGAAACAGAGAAGCUGGUCUGAAUGCUGGAAGAUGCAGGUCCCUAAUACCACAAAAACUUUCUUAUGGCGUGCAUGUCUUGAGGCUCUUCCCACCAUGCUCAACCUUUUCAAGAAGAAGAUAGUGGACUCUCCUAUGUGCCCCAUCUGCUGCAGAGAAGAGGAGACCACCACCCAUGCUCUAUGGAGCUGCAGUUCAGCCAUGGAUGUUUGGAGUCAAGGCCAUAUCUUUUUUCAAAAAAGCACUUUGAGGGAAGCCAGCUUUAAAGAGUUGUAUGAAUGUCUCACUCUACUGUGUGAUAGGGAAUUACUUGACCUGUUCUCAGUCAUUGCUAGGAGCAUAUGGUUAAGAAGGAAUAAGCUGCUAUUUGAAGGGUCAUUCUUGCACCCAAACAUGCUACUGAGGCAAGCAUCCCAGUCCCUAGAAGAGUUCAAGACAGCUCAACCUAGUAAGAUGGUUAAAACUCAAGUGGCCUCUAUUCACCCCUCGAGGUGGACCCCUCCUCCAUCUAAUUGGGUAAAAAUAAAUUGGGAUGCUGCUGUGAAUGUGGAUCAAGGUAGAAUUGGAAUAAGUCUGGUGGCUCGAGACCAUGAGGGUUCCAUUUUGGCCACUAAGAAGCUCUCUGUCCCCAACUUGGCUGAACCUGUGUUGGCUGAAGCCUUAGGAGCUUUUCAUGCAGCUUCCUUGGCAAGGGAAUUGGAGUUGAACUCGGUUAUUCUGGAAGGAGAUGCACUCCAGAUUGUGGCAAGGAUCAACCACCAUUUUGAAAGAUGGGAUAGAGUGGGCAUGGUUUUCUUGGACACUAGGAUGGUACUAUCUAGUUUGGUCCAGUGGAAAGUAGUUUUUGUUAGGAGGAGUGGCAACCAGUUUGCUCAUGGUCUAGCUAAGGAAUCUUUAGAGCUAGCUGAGAGCUCAGUUGAGUUGGUCGUUAGACCUCUUUGUAAUCAUGUUCCUUCUUUUCCUUGA